Clonostachys rhizophaga is the source of this 1506-nucleotide messenger RNA. The record is from the annotation of a GenBank genome assembly. NCBI's taxonomy places the organism in Eukaryota, Fungi, Ascomycota, Sordariomycetes, Hypocreales, Bionectriaceae.
AUGGAAAACUUCUCAACUUCAAAGCUAUUCGGGUUAGCUCUAUUCGCAUCUCUUAGCUACCUGCCCUCUCAAGUCCAAGGCCAAGCAGCUCCGGUUGCACUGCUCAACACCAUCUACAACUCGUCCUUCGCUCUCACUCCCGAGCAGAUUUCCGCCGCAAACCUAUCCGACGAUCUCGUCUUCAGAGUCAACACGGUGAUAAACGCUGACCGAUCCGGUUUGGCCAACGGAGGACCUAGAGAGGACGACUUCUACACACUCCCUGCGAUACACAACUCCUCUCAGUUGAAACCUGGCGAGGUGCUCAAGAUCCAAGAAGCGGCGGACACGUUCCCGUUUGCCAUUUCCCCUGGAACAACCCUGAGCCGUAUCCUAUAUACAAGUGAAACUUUAAACGGCACCGUCGUCCCAGCAAGCGCAUAUGUCCUCUGGCCCUUUGCAUCUCGGCAAUUCCCCUCUGCGACCAAUGGCUCGUUCGCCCCCGUCAUCCUCUUUACGCACGGUACCUCGGGCUUCUUUGCCGAUGCAGCCCCUUCUGCAUAUCGCUCUCUGCAGUACGGAGAUAUGAUGCCAUUUUGGCUCGCGCAGGCCGGCUACAUAGUCGUAGCCCCUGAUUACGCAGGUCUGGGAGUGGGUCAGUCCUGGGACGGCUCAGAGAUCCCCCAUCAAUACUUUGUUGGGCCAUCAGGUGCGCGUGACGCAAUCUACAGUCUGCAGGCUGCUCGCACUGCGUUCAAGGGCCGCCUGGAUGGGAAAUUCGCCGUCAUGGGACACAGCCAGGGCGGAGGCGUGGCAUGGUCGACAGCCGAGUAUGUAGGCCAGCUCAAAAAGCAGGCCGGGUCCCUCGCCAAGGAACUCAGCGACACUAUCAAAGGCUACGUGGGCACGGUCGCCCUGGCGCCCGUCACCAAGGCCUGGGAGGUCGGGACAUUUGCUACCAUCAUGGCCGGCAUGCGCUUGGGCAGCAUCUUCCCUGACUUCUCGCUCGAUCAGUGGUUCACCCCGGCCGCCAUCGCGAGAAUUGACUUGAUACGGGAGAUCCAGGGAAGUUCCUCCGUUGCGCAGCAGCUAUUUCUCAACUCCCCUGCUAGCGAUUUCCUGAAGCCUGGGUGGUACAACGGGUCCUACCACGCACGCGCAUUCGAGGGAUUGGGGAAUGCCGGGGGGAGGGAUUUCGCUGGUCCGUUAAUGGUCGUUCAGGGGACUCAGGACGUUUUUAUCUCCCAUGAUAUUACCUCAGCCAGCGUCGAAGCGACCUGCCAGAUCAACCCAGACAACCACAUUACUUACGUGGUCGUGGACGGGUACGGCCACACGCCGCUUGUCGGAGCUACUCGACUGACCUACAUUCAGUGGCUGGAGGAUCGAUUCAGCGGCAAGGACGCCCAGAGCGGCUGUUCCCAGGUUGACCUGGAGGGGGUUGAAGGAUCAGCGCAAGCCGAGAACUCGUUCCCUCAGUGGACCUCUGGACUCGAGCACUCCUACCUAAACGUUGGGUCCGUCUAA